AUUGUUUUCGAAUCUCUUUCAGGUUUAUUAUGCCUGUACUACCAGUGGUCGAUGAAAAUGACAAAUUCACCAGUGCGAGAUACGGGACAGCUUCUAGACUUUGGGGCAAAAGAAUUGAUGUGUCUGGAAGGAUAUCGAAUGAGAUCUCGUCUGCAAAUGCCAAGUGCCAGAAGUGUCUGGAAAAGGGACAUUGGUCCUACCAGUGCAAGGGCCAGCGCAAAAUAUUGGAGCGAAGCACAAGAACUAAACAGUACGAGACGGACAUGAAGAGAAUGAGAAGUGGACUGCCGCUGGUGCCGAAGCCAGGCUCAGAAUCGAAGGAGAGCACAGCCAAAGCAGACAAAGAAACUGCUGGGGAAUCAGACGCACUUCGUAUGCUUAAGGCACAUUUGGAUGCCGAGGAAUCAUCGUCAGGCUCGGACAGUGACUCAUCUUCAGGCAGCAGUAGUUCAGGAUCCUCUAGUGAUUCGGGCUCUUCCUCCUCAUCUUCAUCUUCAUCCAGCUCAAAAGGAAAAAAGAAAGCAAAAAGACGGAAGACCAAAUAGUCCAAGCAGCCUAAUUGUGUUUUCCCUUCACACCUUUUUCGUCUGAUUUCGAUCGACGAGGUUCUGAAUUCGGCCUCAUGCUACAGAUGGAGAACAAGAGAGUUAGAUGCUCUUUUAUUGAAAUAGAAGUUCGGCAAGUUGUCAUGAUCAAACUUUAACUGUCUUUUUUUUAUCAUUUGUUCAUAUGAAAGUUCACUUGAACGUGUAAAUAAGUGUUCAAUAGUCUAGUGUACGAAUUAACAAAGUGAAAUCUAUCAAAAACA
Symsagittifera roscoffensis is the source of this 808-nucleotide messenger RNA. RefSeq names its product zinc finger CCHC domain-containing protein 10-like. The transcript is spliced from 5 exons. Gene Ontology annotation, molecular function: zinc ion binding; nucleic acid binding. Lineage: Eukaryota; Metazoa; Xenacoelomorpha; Acoela; Convolutidae. The record is from RefSeq and is a predicted model, not a curated record. The coding region runs from base 30 to 545 and encodes 171 amino acids.